Molecule: messenger RNA, 1167 nt
Organism: Ixodes scapularis (black-legged tick)
Lineage: Eukaryota; Metazoa; Arthropoda; Arachnida; Ixodida; Ixodidae
Product: putative thiamine transporter SLC35F3
Exons: 7
Coding region: 49-1167 (372 amino acids)
Source: RefSeq, a predicted model, not a curated record
AAGCGCUGCUGCAACGAGAACAGUCGCAAGGUGUCCGUGGGGUUCCUGAUGACGCUGCUCAUCGCCGCCUCCUGGGUGGGCGCCGCCCACAUGCUCAAGGCCACCUUCGCCACCAGUAACAGCCCCGCCAACCAGCGGCUCACCCGGGAAGGACGCCUCAACAUCACCGAGGUGACAUUCGACGCACCCUUCUUUACGACGUGGGUGUGUGCCAGCUUCAACACCUUCUUCUUCCCCAUCUUCCUGAUGGGACGCCUUUGCUCUAGAACUGAAAAGACGACAGCCAAGAAUGUUCUAAUCGAGACGCUGACGCAGCUGCAGGAGAAGCGUUUCAGCUUCUCGCAGUUUUUCUCCCGCUGCGGCCUGUUCUGCCUGCUGUGGGUGGUCACAAACUACGCGCUCAUCUAUUCCCUCCGUAUUCUGGACACGACGGAUGUGCUGGCGCUCUACGCGUCGAACGUGUCCUUUGUCUACCUCCUCUCCUGGGUCAUCCUCCACGAGCAGUUCGUCGGGAUCAGGAUCGUUGCCGUUAUCCUGUGCAACACGGGCAUCGCCCUGCUAGCAUACAUGGAUGGCGUCACCCGCACCAUAACCCUCGCAGGCGUGGUUCUAGCCGCAGGAGCAGCCGCCGGAUCUGGAGUCUACAAGGUGACAUUCAAGAAGUUGAUCGGAGACGUGUCGUUCGGCCAGUUGUCGCUCUUCUUCACCCUCAUCGGAUUCCUCAACCUGCUGUUCGUCUGGCCCGUGUUCCUCGCGCUGUACCUGCUGCGCGGGGAGACCAUCAUCUGGACUCGGAUGCCCUGGGGAAUGCUCAUGGGAGCCGGAGCUCUCUCCCUGCUGUCUAAUUUGCUGGGAAACUUCGGCAUCAUGUGGACCUUCGAGAUCUUUCUAACACUAGGACUUGCAUUUGCAGUGCCAAUUUCAGCAAUCGUGGAUGUCUACAUCUACGAAGUACUCUUUGAAGGCAUGAAGCUCGCUGGCAUCCUCCUCAUCCUGAUCGGAUUUAUGCUGGUCCUUCUUCCCGACGACUGGCCCGACUACCUCACCAUGAUGCUGAGGUACCGGCGCACCAGUCGCCGUCGCAAGACUCCCAAGAAGGCAGUGCCUCAAGACACGACCACGGGUCAUCGCUCCAGGUUACGGACCCCCUCCGGCCGUGUCAAGUAG